CUGAGCACGGAUUUGAUUGGUGUGUUUUGUGCCGUAAGUCGCGUCGGCUGCAGAACGCAUGGGGAGCCUGCAGCAGGAAACGUGAGUCUGCUCCCACAAGAUCAGGAUGGAGGCAAAACCCAGGAAGAAGUUUUCUCCCAAAGCUGGAAAGAAACUCUCACACAAAGGAAAAGAUUCCAUCGGGACCAAACUUGGUGGGAAACCAGGCGGUAAGCCGGGCGGUAAAAAGCCUUUCAAGCCCUACAACACCGCCGAGAAGAGGAGCAAAUGGGGGAAAAGCGGAGACGGAGCCAAGAAAGACCAGAAAUUUCCGUUUUCCAAAGCUGGGAAGGGGCCAAGGAAGAGGAAACUGGAGAGGGAGAUAAAGAAGGAGGAAGAGGGAGGAGAGGAAGAGGAGGUGGACGAGGAAGAGGCGGAAGGCUCAGAGCCUAAGAAGAUGAAGUGGGGCGACUUCAAGCAGAAGAAGAAGGAGCUGAAGAAGACGAGGCAGCAGGCAGAGAAGAAGGACAUGUUCGACAUCAUCAACCAAUCAAAACACAUCUGGGGAAACCUCAGGAGGAAGGACUGCACCAAGGAGGUGAAGAGCAGGCUGAUGCGGGAGCUUCAUGAUCUGAUCCGGGGCAAAAUCAAGCCGAUGGCGUACGCCCACGACACGGUGCGGGUGCUGCAGUGCUUCAUCCAGUUCGGCAACAACGAGCAGAGACAGGAAGUGUUCGACGAGCUCAAAGACGACAUGGUGGGCCUGUGUAAGUCUCAGUACGGCAGACACAUCGUGAAGAAGCUGCUGAUGUACAGCAACAAGGAGCUGCUGGCGGCCGUCAUGCAGAUGUUCAGAGGGCAGGUGCGUCAGAUGCUCCGCCACGCCGCCGCCUCCUUCCUCAUCGAGUACGCCUACAACGACAAGGCCGUGCUCGCCCAGAGGCUCAUGCUGACCGAGGAGCUGUACGGCAACACCUUCAUCGUCUGCAAGUCCACCGUGUGUCCCACCUUGGAGAAAGUCCUGGAGGCGAACCCAGACAAGCUGAACAACAUCCUGGACGAGAUGAAGCAGAUCCUCACACCAAUGGCACAGAAAGAACAGGUGAUCAGACACUCGCUGGUCCACAAAGUCUUCCUGGACUUUUUCCUUUUUGCUCCGGACAAAAUGAGAAUGGAGAUGAUCGAGUCCAUCAGGGAGUCGGUCGUCUACAUGGCGCACACACACGACGGAGCGCGAGUCGCCAUGCACUGUCUAUGGCACGGGACACCCAAGGACAGGAAGGUCAUCAUCAAAACGAUGAAGACGUACAUGGUGAAGUUCGCCACGGGGGAGUUCGGCCACCUGGUUCUUCUGGCGAUAUUCGACUGUGUGGACGACACCAAGCUCGUCAAACAGGCCGUGUUAUCAGAGAUCCUGUCGUCGCUCGACGAGGUGAUCAGUAAUAAAUACGGUAAGAAGGUUUUGUUGUACCUGCUGAGCCCCAGAGACCCGGCCCACCUGCUGCCCGAGAUCAUCAAGGUGCUGGAGCAGGGAGACGGCAACGCCCACAGUAAAAAGGACGCGGCGAUUCGGAGGAAGGAGCUGCUGGAGGCGGUCUCUCCCCCGUUGCUAGGGUAUCUCCAUGACAACGCUGCCGCCAUGGUGAUGGACAAGGCCACCAGCGUCACCGUGAGUGACAUCCUGGCGUCGGCCUGCGGGGACCUGCAGCCCGCCAUGACGGCCGUGGCUCAGCUGGCCAAUCAGGAGCUAGUACCGGGCGGGACAGAUGGACAGCUGCACAUGGCAGAGCACCCAGCGGGACACCUGGUGCUGAAGUGGCUGAUAGAGCAGGACUACAUGCUGGCUGAGGCUGGCAAACAAGAGCGCUUCGGCAGGAUCCUGCUGGACACGGUCGGGACGGACAAACUGAAGACCUGGGCCAGAGUCAACAGAGGAGCCAUGGUGCUGUGCAGCCUCCUGAACAGUGACGACAAGGCCGUGGCUGCCGAGGUGAAAGUGGCGCUGACAUCCAUCACACCUGAACUCCGCAGCAUCAGCAACAAUAAAGGAGCCGAAAUCCUGUUGGAGAAACUGUCCAGUUAGAGACUGGGAUCCACAACACACACACACACACACACACAUACACACACACACACACACAUACACACACACACUCUCACAUUUUCCUCAGUCAGCGGCGGCUGGCUGAGUAACGUCCAGGUCGAGGGCUGUUCAGCAGGAGAUUUUGCUUUCUGGCUCUUGCAGAGACUAAAACUUUUUGUUUUGACCGUCUGUCUGUUUGUCUGUUUGUUUGUUUGUUUGUUUGUUUGUUUAUUCCAGUCAAAGUGGAAUGGUAAAACGCAUCACUUCCUGUGCAGCAGGAAGCAGCCAGCAGGCGCCGAGUGUUUGGAAAAGACUCAUGAACUGAACUUUGAUGGAGUCAAUGUAGAACGAGUCUCUCUCGUUAUUUCAGUACAAACCUGCCAUGUGUUUAUAUGGAAGUGUUAAGGAUUAUCACAGUUAACAGGAUUUGUUCAUUCUUUCCCUGGAAGGUCGUGUGUGUGUGUGUGUGUGUGUGUGUGUGUGUGUGUGUGUCACUGGAGUUAUUAAUUUGGAUAAACUAUGAUCAUAUUUGGUCUCAAACCACAUGAAUAAAACCCACCUGAUGACAGAAAUGAAGCCAGAAAAAUAUUUCAGUUUGCUGUUUUUGUUAGCUUGUUGUUUUUUUAAGGGGUGAAAAAAAUUGCACAACCCAAACCUUUUUUUUUUUUUUUGUAAUAUUUUAUAACUUGACUCAUAACUGUAUAAACUGUGCAAAUCGCUGAAAUAAAAAUCUACUUGCAACCUAAA
Molecule: messenger RNA, 2809 nt
Organism: Myripristis murdjan (pinecone soldierfish)
Lineage: Eukaryota; Metazoa; Chordata; Actinopteri; Holocentriformes; Holocentridae
Gene: pum3
Product: pumilio RNA-binding family member 3
Exons: 18
Coding region: 107-2062 (651 amino acids)
Biological process (GO): regulation of translation
Cellular component (GO): nucleolus
Molecular function (GO): mRNA binding
Source: RefSeq, a predicted model, not a curated record